Molecule: messenger RNA, 1757 nt
Organism: Labeo rohita (rohu)
Lineage: Eukaryota; Metazoa; Chordata; Actinopteri; Cypriniformes; Cyprinidae
Product: G-protein coupled receptor 151 protein
Exons: 2
Coding region: 335-1513 (392 amino acids)
Biological process (GO): G protein-coupled receptor signaling pathway
Cellular component (GO): membrane
Molecular function (GO): G protein-coupled receptor activity
Source: RefSeq, a predicted model, not a curated record
CACCCCUGCUUUAAGGGCUCUAGCCUUCAGAGUGAGUAGGACAUAUGGAUCCUCACUUCUGAAAGAAAUUGCUGGAAAAUUAAGCAAUAACGAAGAUGAACGAAGGUCUUACGGGUUUGGAACAACAUGAGGAGGAGGAAAUGCCAUUACUGUGUUUCAAACACACAAUAGACAAAUCUAGGUUUGUGUUUCCCUUCAGCUACGAUGACGUUGAAGCUUGACGACACUGAAUGGCAUCUCUUAAAAUAUAUCUGCAAUCAAGCGUGCGCAACUAAGGGAAUUCAGCGCAGCAAAGUGCAUCCACAUCAGAGUAGUUCCUACUGGAUUGCGUCUCAUGGAGUUUGACAUGGCAGCAAACAGCACAUUUGUGAGUUUUGAUGGCGGCAUUCAACAAUUAGAAGGUGAAGAUACUAAAAUAAUCGUACCGGGUAUUCUCAGCACAAUCAGUGGGCUUGGGAUUGGUGGGAAUGUUUUGGUGCUUGUGGUACUAAUCUACGUCUUCGCCAGCCAGAGCGCAUCCGAGGCAAAUGUUAUGCUCGCCAACUUGAGUGCAACUGACUUGAUUUUACUCUCUGUGUGCGCUCCGGCACGUGCGGUCACAUACUACAAGCGCACUUGGACACUCGGACUACUGGCCUGCAGAACUACAGAGUGGAUUCAACACAGUUGUCUGGCGGUAAAAGCAUUUACACUGUUAGCGACGAGUCAAGCACGUCAUAACUUUUCCAGUCAUGCUGAGGAGCAGUCAAAUUUCCGUCGAAAGAACGUUGUGAUAACCUUAGCGAUCAUAUGGACGGUUGCGCUCGUGUUUCCAGUUCCUGAUAUUGUUUUUUCCAGGUUAAAAGAUGAGGGAAAUAUCAGUCUGUGUGUGUCUGAAUUAACUUCUCACUCCCAAGAUGCAAUGCGAGUCUUCAGUAAGAUGCUACCAUUGGGCAUCUACGUUCUUCCCAUCAUCCUCUCUUCCGUGUGCCACAUCAGGACCAUCUUCCUCAUCAAACCGAGUUCCCACGAUGAGUCUUUUCUUGCACGUCAAUAUGAGAAUUCUUUGAUGUAUUUAAGCGUCAUUGCCGUGAACACGCUGAUGAUGCUUCCCGAAUGGGUCUCUUGGGUGUGGAUGCGCCAUAGCUCUGGCGAAAGCUGCAAACCUUCAAUUGGUUUGCUGAUUUUCGCUCAGGUGUGCGUUUACUUGAGCAGCGCAUUUUUUCCCGCCAUUCUUCUCACCAUGCACGUGCCCCUCAGAGAAAAUCUUAGCAAUCUGUGUUCGCGCUUGGCUUGUCGACAUGAUAAACACAGACUAAAACUUGAGGGGAAUGGAAAUGAGAUGCGCACAGUGGUUAUGAAGGUGUUGGAUGAGCGAGGAUGUGUGACCAUAAAAGAGAGGCAUUCAGAUGCGUCCUGUCAAACUCUCCCGGAUCUCGAACACUUUUGGAGCGAACGACGAAACACUACAGUCACAGAGGAUAGUGACCCUUUACCAUGGGAACGACAGAUUCAAAGCAAUGUUCAACUCUAACCUUUGACCUCUGUUAUACUUGUGCUGGAAAAUCUAGUUUAAGAUGAUAGCUGUGUUUUGGAGAAUGAUAGCUGCAUCUAGCUUCUGGUCCAAGCUGGUCCAAGCUUGUAACAAACUGUGCAGUCAUGUAUUGACUAAAUGUAUGUAUUGACUAUGAUAAGCUUUUUUGAUUGCCCUGCAUAGUUGCACAAGGCCAAAAAGGUUACAUUUCUUUUCUUAUGAAGUAAAGAAUCUUAUUGUCACU